AUGGUGCGUACACGCGAGAAGGAAAAGAUUGCAGACAUGGUCGCGCGCCAUGGAAUCCGACCACGAGCGCCAGCCCCAACGAUCUCAACCACGAGGCACACACACAACGAUUCUUCUCGCAUGCCAUUCGCUUUGACAAGAGGUGAAAUACAUCAACACGAGCAAUCGACAUUCCCAACCCACAUGCCAUGGCAUUCCCCUGCAAUCCAUCCGAAUCGCGUGCCAGAAGCAAGAAUGUGGUCCCCUGCAAGGGCAUGUUCACCCAUCCCAGUGUCUCACACGGCCUCGCUGGAAGCAGCGCGGAUUGCGCGGUGUACACAGAUGGCGAUUCCACCGACUAUCCACUUGCAUAGUGUGUUUCCACCCACCCCCACUGCGAUAUUAGCAACCGACGCCACGCCGCAAGAACCGGCCCUUACAUCAGCGGCUGGGACCAGUGCUCCCGCCACGCCACAAGAACUGACCCUUACAUCAGCGGCGGGGCCCAGUGCUCGACCGAUGACUCCGCGUGCGAACGAAAGCGACAUGCAACACAUUUCAACAAGGCGCCAUGCCACAGAUGCCGGCCUAUACACGAGCGGCAAGUGCUUCGAGGAGGACCCCACAUGCGGGGACGAGAGACGAAUCAAUCCCAAGCGUGCAUGUCAACCCAAACAUCUCCACCAUGCGCCAACGUGUGUUUUCGUCUACUUCUACUGCAACAUUGGCCACCGACGCCAUGCCACAAGUGCCGGCCUUUACACCAGCGCCAGGGACAAGUGCUCCGGACAGAAGGAGUUUUGAUGUGAACCAAGAAACCACCAUGCGCCAAGCUGUGUUUCCAUCCACAACAACAUUGGGUAGUAUGCCACGAGUGCCGGCCUUUGCACCAGCGCCAAGGACGACG
Molecule: messenger RNA, 886 nt
Organism: Aphanomyces astaci
Lineage: Eukaryota; Oomycota; Saprolegniomycetes; Saprolegniales; Verrucalvaceae
Exons: 7
Coding region: 1-783 (260 amino acids)
Source: RefSeq, a predicted model, not a curated record